AUAAAAUUUCAAGAAAACAACACCUCAAACUUCCAACUCUUUUUUCUCUCUCUGCAAAAUCAACACCAUGUCCACAAUAGUAUGCCAGCAGAAUUUCGUCACCGAGACCACCACCACCCUAAAACUCAGAGUCGGCGCCGGCGAUGACUCUGUCGGAAGCUGGGGAUUUCUCCAAAACAACUCUCAACAAUCAUCAUUCCUCAAUAAAGAAUCCUACUACACUCACCCUUUAUCCUACAAUUCCAAACUCAGCCCUAAAUCCCUACAGCUAUGCACCGAGAAUUUGGGGAGCGAAUCCGGCUACGACACCUUCUCCGACUGCGCCACCGUUUUCUCCGCCUCCGACGAUCACCCAACCUUCUCACUCCGCCAUUGCGAACACCAGAAAUCUUCGCCCAAAUACUGCCGGAAAAUCAAUGAAUUUCCGCCGCCGCUCACCACAAUGAGCGGCGCCAGCUCGCUGCAGGUGCGCCGCCACAGAGAAGGCGGCCGCCUCAUCAUCGACGCGGUCGAGGGGCCUUUCAGAAACUCCUACCUGCACGCCGAGAGGAGCGACGGCCGCCUCAAGCUCUGCUUCACCACCGCCGCCGCCGAAGAGGAAGAGAUUGAGGAGCCUGGAAAUGAAUUUGAAUCAGAAUCAGAAUCGGAAUUGGAAUCGGAAUCGGAAUCGGAAUCAGAAUCGGAGUCGGGUGUGGAUAUGAAUUUAUUGGAGAAAAAAUUUCAGAGGUUUAGUAGGUGCAAAGAUGGGGGCAGCCAUGAAACCAAAGCAUUGUGCUGUAGUUGGAAACCUUCUACACUUUGGGUCGCAACUUCUUAAUAGUCCUACUAUAAUUUUUUUUGGAUCUACAAAUUUUAGUUUUGUUGGAUCCAUUUCUAUCCUAACUAGCAUGUUUUUACCACCCUGCCUCUGGCAAUUAACGUAUUAUUCGAAUGAUUAUAACGGGAACUACAUCAAUUUUUACGUACAAA
Molecule: messenger RNA, 969 nt
Organism: Salvia hispanica
Lineage: Eukaryota; Viridiplantae; Streptophyta; Magnoliopsida; Lamiales; Lamiaceae
Product: protein FANTASTIC FOUR 2-like
Source: RefSeq, a predicted model, not a curated record